AACGUAAUUAUGACUAGUCAGAAUUACAGUUUUAGAUAUCUGAAUUAAGAGAUUGCGUGUAAGCCCCUCUUUGGCUGUACUGAGCUGUCCAAACAAUUGCAUGAACAUUCAAUGGCGCUGGCAGUUUUGGACAAAAUUGUAAGAAAAUGCCACAAUAUAGAAAGAGCUCUUCAGUAUGGGAUAUGCGGAGAGCGCGAAAAUCGUGUACUUGAAGAAUGCUUAAGAAAUUUGCAAAGAAUUUCUGAUUUACUUUCUGCCGACACACACAAUGCACUGAAAAACGGCUUAGGGGAGCUGAAAGUGCUACUAUCGACCCAUGUCCAAGCUGGAAGUGGGGAAUAUUCUGCAGCCCGGGCCAGUUCAGGUAAUAACCAGAUGUAGUUUUUAUAUUGUGGUAAAGCUAUCUGCCUCUUCGGAAAUGAUAGUAAACCCAGCCAGCUCUUGAUUUUGACAUGCUAGACGACACAAGGCAUUACAGCUCCCUCCUUUAGCUCCUCUGAAAAUAAAAAGCGCAGCCCCGGUUCAUGUCUGAUUCACACUUUAAGUUGCUUUCCAGCGUCUAUAAAAGUUUAAAGCUUUGUGUUCAUGCAUUUGCAACAGGAAAUUAUGUAUAUCAAAAUAAAUUUAUACAUUAUGUGAAGUGCAUAGUGUCACCCUUAGGAGACACAGGGACACCUGUAGAGGAUAGACAGAUAUAGACAGACAGAUAGAGAAAAACAGAUGUAUAAAGUAAACAUUAUGCUGAUGCAUUUGAAUAUGAUUCUAUUUUAGGUGGUCGAGGUAGACCAGCAAUUCAUAUUACAAAAGAGCAGAUCAACUUUCUUUUGGCCCAAGGACACACGGUCAAGAGGAUGGCAAACAUCUUUGGAUGCUCAACAUCAUUUCUUUAUAAGAAGUCCAAAGCACUUGGGGUACCAAUCAGGGGAAGGUUGGCUGCAGUGACUGAUGAAGACCUUGAAACUAAUAUCAGACAACUUCAAUCCCUGUAUCCAAAUUCUGGGACUGAGAUGAUGCGAGGCUUGUUGCAUGCACGAGGACUAGUGGUUCCACGGCGUAAGGUCCGUGAGAUGAUGGCUCAAAUCAACCCAAUGGCAACUGCAAGGAGGUGGAGCAGUGCAGUGUCUCGACGUGUCUAUCAUGUGCCGUAUCCCAACAGUUUAUGGCAUAUUGAUGGCAACAUGCGUCUCAUAAGGUGGGGCUUUGUGGUCCAUGGUGGCAUCGAUGGAUGUUCUCGCUUAAUCACUUACUUGAACUGCAGCACAGACAAUCGCGCCUCAACAGUGCUAUUUCAUUUUCUCAAGGCAACAGGCCUCUAUGGCUUACCUUCUAGAGUGAGGUCAGACCAUGGUGGAGAGAAUGUGCAAGUGGCACUGGUGAUGAACCUCCUUCAGGGCAUUGAACGUCGGAGUCAUCUAACUGGGGAAUCCAUCCAUAAUCAGAGAAUUGAGCGUCUUUGGAGGGAUGUGUUUUUACAUGUUCUGGAACCAUUUUAUAGCACGUUUUAUAAUCUUGAAGAUUCAGCCCUCUUGGAUCCCAGCAAUGAUGUGCACAAACUUUCUCUUCACAUAGUUUUUCUUCCUGAGAUUCAAAGCCGACUAGAACAAUUCAGAAAGGCAUGGAACCACCAUUCCUUGCGUACAGAAAAUAAUAAAACACCAACACAAAUCUGGACUGAACGGAUGUUGGCAAACAUGGGUGCCAACAGCACAGCAACUAACAACGUGUUUGGGGAAAAUUCCAACGCACCAGAGACUCUUGAAGAACUUCUGCAACAGCAUGGCCUCUGGCCACUACCAACCACUGAUGCUGAAGAGGUUCCUAGUGUAGUUGUAGAACCAACCCAAACCAGGCUCAGUCAGCAGCAACUUCAGUCAGUUAAUCUUGCAGUCAAUCAUAUUUCAGAUCUAAGGAGAAAUACCAGGCCUGUUGUGCAGAAAUAGCAAAUGCUUUAUUGAUUUAAGUACAUGUCACUGUUUGCGGAGUGACAAACAUCAAGAACAUUUGAUCAAAUGCAUUGUUAUAAAGAUACAAUUACUACAAAUAAAACUCAGAACUGAUAUGAGUAUGUAACCUUACAAAUUUAAUUAUAAAAUGUUAAGGUGUUUAAAUACAUGACAAAUUAAAUAUACAUUCUGGAGAGGGAAAGAACAAUAAAAAUUCUACUUUUGAAAAUGUUCAUGUAGAAAUAACAAGUAUAUCCCAACCCCCUUUUCAAAUGCAUCUUUUGGAACCUAUGAGCAUCUUUAGAAUUGGAUUUUGUUUUUAAUCCAAAUGAGCCGUUUUCAUUACAUGAACUAGAACAAUCAUUACAAAAGAUUAAACUACAAUGCCCAUUUACACAGAAAAAAACAAACAAAAAAAACUUACCUAAGAUUUUCCAGUGCAAAAAUCACUUCAAAUAAGACACAAAUAAGAUAUAAGUAACUUUUCAUCAAGAUAUGAGCUUGUUUUAAGUCAUUUUUUCCUUAAUAUUGAUGAAGAAGAACUUAUUACAUUGUCAGAUUAGUUCAUUUAUAGCAAGGGAAAGAUGUCCAGUUAUAAGUGAAAUUAAUAUGCCAAUGUAACUAUUUUUUCAACAAUGCUAAAUAAUUAGACUUAAAACAAGCUCAUAUCUUGAUGAAAAGUUACAUGUAUAUUAGUUUUAUCUCUAGUGUACUAAGAAAUUUGCACUAGAAAGUAGUCCAAAACUACUUGAUAAGACCUUUUGUUUUUGCAGUGUGGCUCAAACAUCCACCUUUAAAUUAUGAAACCAAAAAGUGGUUAAUAAGACAUCUAUUCUUUGCAAGAAAAAAAAA
This is a messenger RNA of Xiphophorus couchianus (Monterrey platyfish), 2795 nucleotides long. RefSeq lists its product as uncharacterized. The record is from RefSeq and is a predicted model, not a curated record. Gene Ontology annotation, biological process: DNA integration. NCBI's taxonomy places the organism in Eukaryota, Metazoa, Chordata, Actinopteri, Cyprinodontiformes, Poeciliidae. Gene Ontology annotation, molecular function: nucleic acid binding. Bases 852 to 1940 code for a protein of 362 amino acids. The transcript has 3 exons.